AUGGCUUUCUCUCGGCAUAAUAGGUUCGUCCGCAUGAGCGACCUGGAGUUAGAACAAGCCCAGGGCGGUGGGCAGACCGUGGAAUUGGAGUCGGACCAGAAUUAUAUCGGCACUAUCCAUCAGCUCGCACAAGAUGUCGAUGGCGAUAUGGCUUUCAAUGAAGAAGAAGUAUACCAUCGGUUUCAGUGGUGUAGUGCCUGACCUCGCUGACAGUUGUCACAGGACACCCCUGGCCCGCCUCUUCCUCGCCUCGUCGCCGUACCUACACUCACCUCUGCAUCAGAACAACCGGCGUACCAAGACCCUUUCACACCCAGUCGAGACUCGGGCUACCAGUAUGGCAAUGCAUACACGCCGCCGGGCACGCAAGGAUCGACGUGCAGUGGACAGCUCGAAUUUGCAGCUCGAGUCGUUCGCCCCGGUGCUCGCCAAUGGCAACAAACGCUACCUAUGACACCCUCCAGCAUGAGUCCGGCGCGGAUGCAACAAGACAUAUUCGGAGACAGUCUAGUGACUCCAGCGCAGACAAGCUCGAUCAACUCGCAAAACUGUAAUAACCCGAUUCAUCACACCCUCAGCGGGUAUCAACCUGGAAUCCAGGAACCUGCUCCUCUGCCGUGGCAUCAAAACGUAUGGUAUCAAACGAAUCCUAUGCCAAUGCCUACUGGGUAUGAUUUACCGCAGCAGCAAGAAGCUGCACCCAUCGACUUUCAUGGAAGGCAGUACCCUGGCAUCCCUUCCAAUGCAGAUAUUGGAGGGUGGAUGCCACCACCAUCACCAUUCGCAAAUGGCAGGCCGCCGAACAACGAGGCUCGCUCAAACGAGGCUCAGACGCCGACAAGAUCGAGAGGAAAUGCCCGGCCGAGAGGUUCCCGCGCUCCCUCUUUAGCUGCUCACAGUCGCGGAGGUGCCAGUCGCAGUCGCAGUCGCAGGCCAGCCAGUCGUAG
This is a messenger RNA of Lecanosticta acicola, 947 nucleotides long. Lineage: Eukaryota; Fungi; Ascomycota; Dothideomycetes; Mycosphaerellales; Mycosphaerellaceae. The record is from the annotation of a GenBank genome assembly.